Cydia strobilella is the source of this 3960-nucleotide messenger RNA. RefSeq names its product ubiquitin-conjugating enzyme E2-24 kDa. Gene Ontology annotation, cellular component: nucleus. The record is from RefSeq and is a predicted model, not a curated record. Gene Ontology annotation, biological process: protein polyubiquitination. The transcript has 7 exons. Gene Ontology annotation, molecular function: ubiquitin conjugating enzyme activity. Bases 359 to 919 code for a protein of 186 amino acids. NCBI's taxonomy places the organism in Eukaryota, Metazoa, Arthropoda, Insecta, Lepidoptera, Tortricidae.
CACCGGUUCUUUUCAACAACAUGUCGGAAAGUGGUUGUGCAUUGUGAACUAUUAUAAUAUUUAAUCCUUAGUAAAUACUAGUAGAUUUCCUUAAAUAUACCCUUUUUAGUAUAUAAUUAAUGAUUAGCAUUAAUGUAAUAAAUUACAUUCAUAAAAAAUAUGUGGGGCAUCUUACAGGCGUUCACUCAUUGCAUUGCUCGGAAUCAGUACAUUUUAUAGAAGUUCUCUUCUCUCCUGCCUGUUGUUCAUCAGGUGACUAGUAAUUCAUAAGUAUCAAGUCACCAGUGAACUUUAAAAUAAAUAAUAAUUUUUCGGAUAACGCUAGCUCACAAGAUGGCCGACUGUUAUUCGUAAGAUAAUGUCUGGUGCGUCUGGUUCAGGGAGUGGAGCGGGACGCGGCCGGGGCUCCAGCACUGUAGCAGACAGCAAAGAAAAGGAAAAUAAACCCAACCCUAAAAUGUCGAAAGCCCUGGGCACAUCAGCGAAGAGAAUCCAGAAGGAACUAGCAGAGAUCACACUAGACCCCCCUCCAAACUGCAGUGCAGGCCCUAAAGGAGACAAUUUGUAUGAAUGGGUGUCAACUAUUCUCGGGCCUCCUGGAUCAGUAUAUGAAGGAGGUGUUUUCUUCCUCGACAUACAUUUUUCACCAGAAUACCCUUUCAAACCUCCUAAGGUGACAUUCCGGACUAGGAUAUACCACUGUAACAUCAACAGCCAGGGGGUGAUAUGCCUGGACAUACUCAAGGACAACUGGUCCCCUGCACUCACUAUUUCUAAAGUCUUACUAUCUAUUUGUUCCUUGCUCACUGACUGCAAUCCAGCGGAUCCGUUGGUGGGCAGCAUCGCGACGCAGUAUCUGCAGAACCGCGAGGAGCACGACCGCAUCGCGCGCCUCUGGACCAAGCGCUACGCGACAUGAUCGCCCAGCCAGGCCCACUCAUACUCAGCCCAUACCAUUCUGUUCUCUAAAUCAACCCUCCACGUUAAUAUAAGCUUAAAAUGUUUAACAGUAACCCGUUUAGCAUAUUUUGCAUAAUUAUCGGCGUCCCGGACGCGACUCCCGACAGUGAAGGUGCGCGAUGUGCGUGUUUUUUGUAAUGGCUUAUUCAUUUUUUUGCAAUUAAUGUGAUGUAUAAACAAGCUUAAAAUUGUCCAAAACUAAUGUAGGCCUUAUUUUCUAAUUGAUCUUUUUUUUCUGUUAAUUGUUUCUUAUUGUAUGGAUACAGAAUAAUUUUCUUAAUGAAUUCGUAAUUUUAGGUUUUACCAGUGAAUUUUGAGUCAAUUUUCCGCGAUGAUGCGAUGAUCUCAGACACUUUACUGUUACUGCUUAUGUUUUCUGUCGGACUAUCUCUGGCAGACUUCUAUGUAAUAAAUUAAUAAUAAAUCGUAGAUUAUCACUAUAACGAUUUUUGAUUUCAGGGGUAUUACAUUGAUUUUGUGUGAUAUAUAUAAAAAUGAUAAAACACGCCUGGCGUGGCUUAAAAUUGAAUCAUACCAUAUGCCUAUGAAGCAUGGUUCAGAUUUGCUGCAUAAACAUACUUGGUUGUAAUGUAUGGAAUUACAUGUUGGAAACUAUACCAUCUGUUAUAAUUCCACUAGCGACCCGCCCCGGCUUCGCACGGGUAGUUCAACUAAUUUACACAAAACCUUUACAAAUUAUACAUAUAAACCUUUCUCUUGAAUCACUUUAUCUAUUUAAAAAAAACCGCAUCAAAAUCCGUUGCAAAGUCACAGAAUAUAUAAAAGUACUAGGUAGGUGGCGUAGUUUUAAAGAUCUAAGCAUACUUAGGGACAGACAGACAGCGGAAAGCGACUUUGUUUUAUACUAUGUACUGAUACAUUACAACAAGCUUUUUGUUUAGGAAGACUGAACAUGCUGCUUAUGCGUCUGGUGCGGUUCGGCCUUUAUUUUAAGUCGAAUUCCACCCUCUAUAGCUCACUUAUUUUUUUGCACGUUAGUCUGCAUUUACAUAUAUUAUGCCAUACUGGCCAAGUGAUAGUGUACUAGAGGGCAGACCUAAAAGAAGGAUGAAGUAUGGACUCCUGAUUACUUUAAAUCACCCUAAUAAUUAUUUUUACUUUUAUACAAGGUACAAAUAAUUGAUUUAUUGUUGAAGUCUCCAGUUACCGAUGACCGAAGAAUCAUUUUAUACAUACAUGAUCCCCUCUGCCAUAUGUGACGCGCAAUUUUUAUAACAUAAGGCCAAAUGUGCCCAUGUCAAGUUUGAGUGUAUGCUGGGAUGACUUUAUUCAUAACAAAUAAAUAUAAUUAAUUAACUACAUACUCGAUGUUUCCUAAAAUAUGUGAUGGUCAUAUUUUGAAGUUGUUGUAUUGCCUUAAUUUGAGUGACAUUUUUGAGUCUUUAGAUAGGUUUUUACUUGGUCCUAUUGUAUUCAAAUAGAUAGUAAAUUUCUUUGAAAUUCAAUCUUAGGUUGCGUAUUUUAAACUAGUUUUCUUUAUUUGCGUGCAAUGGUUGAUAAAAUAGUCACUCGUUUUUGAAAUAUGGUAAUCAUAAUGAAUAUAAAAUGACUGAUGGUCCAGCAAUAUUUCCAAAUUACUCUAUAUUAAGUAUUUCAUAGUUUGUUUGCAGGAUUGCUUUAUCGAAUCGAACAGUGAUUGGACAAUAUAGAUUCAUUACUUCACAAAAUAAACAUAUCAAGCUUUGAUUCAAUAGUGGGUGAUUUGAUUACUUUCCUCGCGGAUUCCCGUCGGAGUGAGGUUACGGCUUCCGAAAAGCGCACUCAGAUGUGCCAAAUCAGUCCAAGCGCAUGACCACUUCUCUGUUAUCAUUACUCCAUGUAUUUUUUCUAACAUAUUCCGUUUAGCAUGUAAACAAUUAUUAGAAAUAAGUUAUUCUACUAUUUAGGUAUGUGUAAUGUAUGUCUUAACCAUAGUUCUAAUUAAAAUUAGCUGUGUAAUGAUUUUAGUGGGAGGAGUAUGUCGCGCGUAUCUGAAUAUAUUGACGAUCCCGUAUGGAAUGGAAGACAUUCGUUAUUUUUGAUGAAAUCGGUGAUAACAUGGUGUAACUGGUGCUGUGAAGUUCACAUGCUUGCGACAUACAAUAGAUAAUCGAAUACUGGGACGGUAUUCAAGACUGGAUAUUUUUGUCAAUGUGAUUUUUUAAUUAUUUUGUACUAUGACUAUGUUGCUUGCAAACGACAGCUGUAUUAAACGCGACUGAGGUUCCUCUGAAUGGGUUAUUCUCACUAGUUACCACCAAGUUGUUACCAGUGGUAACUACUGGGAAUUCUUUUCCCAGUAAUUACCACUGGUAAAAGGUAGGAUUUUUUCUCCCAGUAGUUACCACUAUAAUUUUGUUAAGAGUUCAACACUAAUAAAAACAGUUAUUGUAUAAAUAUAAGAGUACUUUAACGCAUUCACUGCCAGGGGGCGUGGCCUAGGAACAAACUUGUAUGACGGUGAACGCACAUGUGCUUUGGGGGCAGUGAAUGUGUUAAUAAAUAAUUAUAAGUCAAUUAUUGUUUCAUUAAACUGCCUUAAAAGUGAUUAAAAUAUCAAUAAAAACAGUUUUACCGGUACAAGUGCAAAAACUAAAUUAAUCAAGGAGAAAUUAACGAUUAGAUGAAAUUUAUCUUAUUGUAUUUUGAAUUAAUUAUACGAAAGAACAAACAAAUUAGUCAAAACCGACUAUUUUUGAUCACUUUAAGGCAGUGUACUGGAACACUAAUCGACAUAUCAAUACCGUUUUUAUUAGUUUUGAACUAAACAAAAUUUUGGUGGCAACUACUGGGAAAAAAAAUUCCAACCUUUUUCCAGCAGUUACCACUGGUAAAAGGUGGGAAAUAUUCCCAGUUGAUACCACUGGUAACAAUUUGGUGGUAACUAGUGGGAAUAACCCUCUGAAUCAAUUGACUUCGGGCCCUUGUAACCAUCCUCUGUUACAAUUUGUAUCACGGUAUAAAAUAGAAAAAAAUAAAAUUGUGUGUAACUAGAACACC